AUGCGUGGAUUCAUUGUCCUGUGCCUUUGCUCCGUGGUUCUUGCUGCCCCCCAGGGCUACAACUACAAUCCCGGCCCGUCCGGCUUUGGCGGAAUCAGCACCACCACCGGUGGAGGCUCCUUCUUCCAGGGCGCCGUCCAGGUGGCCCCCGGGCAGCCGCAGGCCGUCUACCAGCAGCCGGCUGCUCAGACUCACCACCAACAGCAGCAUGUGCAGCAGCAACAGGCUAUCGUCUCCAAGCGCUUCUUCAUCCACUCUGCGCCGGAGGAGGCUGAGGAUUACAAGGAACGUCAUAUCACCGUCGGCGUGCCCAAGCGUAACUACAAUGUGGUCUUUAUCAAGUCGCCACAACGCAACAACAGGAAGACCAUCAAGAUCAGCCCCGCCGCCAACGAGGAGAAGACCGUUAUCUACGUGCUGAGCAAGAAGGGCGAGAGCGACUUGAACGCCGAGGUUGUGGAGCAGGCCAGCUCCACUAGCAAGCCGGAGGUCUUCUUCAUCAAGUACAAGACCAACGAAGAGGCCGCCCACGCCCAGCAGCAGAUCCAAGCCCAGUACGACGCCCUGGGCGGCAGCAGCCAGCUGACCGACGAGGGAGUGGCUCCCGUCACCUCCGUAAUUGGAGCGCUAGGCAACAGCGAGGGUCACAUCGAUACGGGAUCCGUUGUGGGCGGCACGGGAACCGGUCAGAUUGUCUCCACCAGCGCUGUCGGGUCACACACGGGUAAUGCAUACCUGCCACCCAAUUUCUAA
This is a messenger RNA of Drosophila santomea, 753 nucleotides long. RefSeq lists its product as uncharacterized. The transcript is spliced from 2 exons. The record is from RefSeq and is a predicted model, not a curated record. Lineage: Eukaryota; Metazoa; Arthropoda; Insecta; Diptera; Drosophilidae. Bases 1 to 753 code for a protein of 250 amino acids.